AUGAGGGGGCCGGCGGGCACUGGCAGGGAGAGGGUCUUUGGCCCCAAAGGGGCGGGCUGGGGAGCAAAUGAAAAGCUGGGCUAUAAACCCGGCGGUUACCGAGGGACCAACGUCCGGGCCCUUUGGAGGGCCCGCCGGGGACAUCUCAAUGGCUUCGGGUCCUUGCAGGGGGCGGGGUUUGUUUUGGAGAAUGGCGCCAGAGUGGUUAUCUGCGACAAAGAUGAGUCCAGCGGCCGGGCUCUGGAAAAGGAGCUGGGGGGGGUCCGGCCGCCUGCAGAGGCCGUUUUCAUGCAGUGCGAUGUGACGAGAGAAGCUGACGUGCAGGCCCUGAUCUUUGGGACCCUGGCACGGUUUGGCCGCCUGGACUGCGUGGUGAACAACGCCGGACACCACCCCCCGGAGGAGCUUCUGGAAGAGACGUCGUCCCGGGCUUUCCGGGAGCUGCUGGAACUGAACCUGCUGGCCGUGUACACGGUGUCCAAGCUGGCCCUUCCUUUCCUUCGCCAGAGCCAGGGCAGCAUCAUUAACAUCUCCAGCCUGGUGGGGGCCAUCGGGCAGCGGAAGGCUGUGCCCUAUGUGGCCACCAAGGGUGCAGUGACUGCCCUGACCAAGGCCCUAGCUCUGGAUGAGAGUCAACACAGGGUCCGGGUCAACUGCAUCUCCCCGGGAAACAUCUGGACGCCACUGUGGAAGGAGCUGGCCGCCCUGACCCCCGACCCCUCGGCCGCAGUGAGGGAGGGGGAGCGGGCGCAGCCCCUGGGACGGAUGGGCAGGCCCGACGAAGUGGGGGCGGCGGCCGUGUUCCUGGCCUUCCACGCCUCCUUCUGCACCGGUGUGGACCUGCCCCUGAGCGGGGGCGCCGAGCUGGGCUACGGGUGCAAGAUGCCCGCCACGUGACAAGAUGAGCUCCGCCCCCAGCACCUGCGGCACUCCCGGGUCGCCCCGCGCCGCCCGGUGCCUCCGGCAGGAAGAGGGGCCGGCGCUCCCUUUGCAACCGCAGCCCCGCCCCUGCCCCAGCGCCCUGGCCUUGCUCCCGGCCCUUCAGUCUCACACACUGGAAACGACAUUUCUCUCUCGCUUUUAUUUCCUGCCCCCACCCCCUCCAGAGCCCGGACUGCGUGUCCCACAGAGCCCGCCGCUGACCUCGGCGCUGUGGGGCGCCUGGGGACCCCGGGGGCUCAUGGGGAAUGUAGUUUCGGGGGCGGGGUGGGCGCGGCCCUCCCCGCGGAGGGUCCAGAGCCGGGCGGAGUCCCCAGUCCGCCUCCCUCCGCUCCCCCACCGUGAGACCGGAGGCCGGCCCGGAGCGAGCUCCCGGCUAACGGGCCCCUCAGUGGCGUCCCCGGGGAGAAGGAAUUAACUGCCAAUUAGGCAAGAUUAAAAAGGGGGAGGAUCCUCCCUGAGCUCGGAGA
Sarcophilus harrisii (Tasmanian devil) is the source of this 1409-nucleotide messenger RNA. It is a transcript of the gene HSD17B14, whose product is annotated as hydroxysteroid 17-beta dehydrogenase 14. The transcript is spliced from 9 exons. NCBI's taxonomy places the organism in Eukaryota, Metazoa, Chordata, Mammalia, Dasyuromorphia, Dasyuridae. The coding region runs from base 1 to 897 and encodes 298 amino acids. Gene Ontology annotation, biological process: steroid catabolic process. Gene Ontology annotation, cellular component: cytosol. Gene Ontology annotation, molecular function: estradiol 17-beta-dehydrogenase [NAD(P)+] activity. The record is from RefSeq and is a predicted model, not a curated record.